AACUCUAGAAAGUUAGUCCCAUCUUGUUCACCUUCUACGUUAGGUUACAGACGGGCUACUGGGAUAUCUUCUUUUUCAGUCUGAAUUCUCCCACCGACGCCGGAUUCACCUUUUUCCUCCGACAGGCAGAUCCCGAAACCCUUCUAAAUCCUCGGUCAAACAGGAAUUAAUGUUAUCUUCCUAGAAACCUCAAAGUCACGGUGCUAUUAGGGUUUCUAGACGCAAUGUCGACUGGCGCAGCAGCGAAGGACGCCGAUUCGCAGUUGGCGUUGGCGGAGCAGAAAUUGGGAUUGCCGCCGCGUCCUCCUUCGUCAGCAUCGACAGCGAUUGUAGAGUAUGAGAAACCGGCCUUUAAGGAGGAAGAGGAAGACCUAGAGGUGAAACUCCGCCGCAUCAUUGAGAAUGUUCCUGUCCGCGUUAGCAACACCUCCGGAAGUUCUGCUGGCUCUGGCUCGGGUGACUUCCACCAGUACCGACAAAUGAGAAGGAAAGAGCAAGACAGACUUGCAAGGAUGGAUGCAGACUACCAGAGAAGGAAAGAAGUGGCUGAAUUCAAAAUGAGGAGGGAAGAAAGAAUGAAAGCUGCUGAGGAACGGACAGCAAAGAAGCGUUUGAAACGCCAAAAGAAGAAGCAAAGGAAGAAAGAGAAGAAGACAAAUUCAAGUGCAGGAGGAGAACAACAUCAGAAAGAAGAGUCUUCAGAUGAUGAAGGUGACUCUGACAAUGUUGAGGAAGCAGCAAAAUGAACAAAUGAAUUCUAAUGGCAUUAACUUGGAUCUUGCAAGAUAAACACAAGCAGUUGCGAAGGAAAACGAAGCUGCAACAACCUCAAAGUUUCUAUUGGCAGGGUUGGUCUACUUUGUAUGUGUACUUGUAUGCAUAAUUGACUAAUGCUUUCUGAAUAAAAUAAAGGGGGAAAUGAGGAGGAAAAUUUUGAAAUU
This is a messenger RNA of Rubroshorea leprosula, 941 nucleotides long. Lineage: Eukaryota; Viridiplantae; Streptophyta; Magnoliopsida; Malvales; Dipterocarpaceae. The record is from the annotation of a GenBank genome assembly.